Onychostruthus taczanowskii (white-rumped snowfinch) is the source of this 943-nucleotide messenger RNA. RefSeq names its product aspartate dehydrogenase domain containing (gene ASPDH). Bases 39 to 890 code for a protein of 283 amino acids. Gene Ontology annotation, biological process: NAD+ biosynthetic process. Lineage: Eukaryota; Metazoa; Chordata; Aves; Passeriformes; Passeridae. The record is from RefSeq and is a predicted model, not a curated record. Gene Ontology annotation, molecular function: L-aspartate dehydrogenase [NAD(P)+] activity. The transcript is spliced from 7 exons.
GGGCGAGGGAGGGGGAGGGGAGCGACCGCUAAUUAGCCAUGGAGGAGCAGCCACAGACUCGGCGCGUCGGGAUCCUGGGAUACGGCAAGCUCGGGCAGUUCCUGGUGUCGCAGCUGCUGUCCCUCGGUCCGUCCCUCGGUCUGUCCCUCGCCUUUGUCUGGGCUCGCCGCUGGGAGGCGCUGGAGGCGCUGCCGCCCCAUCUGCGCCUGCGCGACCUGAGCGAGCUGCCGAGCACCUGGGGUCCCCAUUGUCCCCGUGUCCCAGCUGGGGUCCCCAUUGUCCCCGUGUCCCCACUGACCCGUGUCCCCGUGUCCCAGCUGGGGUCCCCCACGGCGCUGGCGGACGCUGGCACUGAGCGGCGGCUGCGGGCGGCGGCGGCGCGCGGGGGCCACACCCUGUACGUGCCCAGGGGGGCCCUGUGGGGCUGCGAGGACAUCGCCAGGAUGGACAGCGCGGGGACGCUGCAGGCUCUGAAGGUGACAAUGACCAAGGCCCCCGGCAGUUUCCGCGCCCAGGGCUGGCUGUCCCCGCGCGUGGCGGCCGCGGUGGCCGCGGGGACGAGGACGGUGCUGUACCAGGGUCCCCUGCGGCCGCUCUGUCCCCUCGUCCCCAACAACGUCAACACCAUGGCGGCGGCCGCGGUGGCGGCGCCGCGCCUCGGCUUCGACGGCGUCACCGCCUGCCUGGUGGCCGACCCCAGUGUCCCCGACUGUCACAUUGUCACCGUCGAGGUCACCGCGGUGCCCGAGGGCGGCCGCGCCCUCACGGUCACCAGCACCCGCCGCAACCCCGCCGAGCCCGGCCACGUCACCGGCAGUGCCACCCGCCACAGCUUCUGGAGCAGCGUGCAGGCCUGCACCGGGCAUGGCGGCUGCGUCAAGCUCUGCUGAGGAGGAGCGGCGGAAAUGCCCGCUUGGGGACGUCUUGGGGACAAUUUGGGGAC